Molecule: messenger RNA, 483 nt
Organism: Komagataella phaffii GS115
Lineage: Eukaryota; Fungi; Ascomycota; Pichiomycetes; Pichiales; Pichiaceae
Exons: 1
Coding region: 1-483 (160 amino acids)
Source: RefSeq, a predicted model, not a curated record
AUGAAGUUGGCAGAAGCCCUCAUCAUCAGAAAAGACAUAUAUAAGAACCUGAAGCAAUUGGAGAAUAGGAUACGGCGGAACAUCACAAUUCAAGAAGGUACUUCCGCACCAGAGAAUAGCAAUGCAUUAUUGGUAGAGUACAAUGAACAGCACAAGGAGUACGUCGGCCUUGUCGUUAAAAUCAACCUUACCAAUGCCAAGAUCUUUUUAAAAUUCUAUCACCCCAUUGAAGAGAAAGAGGUAGAAGCAACAAUGACCGAGGCGUUAGCAUUGAGGGACUACCUGAAAGAGAGAUCGUCUGCAUUAAGAGAGUUUGCUGCGGAAGCCUCCAGUUCCAGAGCUGUUUUGACAAGAACAGAAGUCAGAUUUAAAACCACAAUGAAAGCUAGUGAUAUACAAAAAGAACAAGAUAGAACCGGUAAACUUUUGCGACAGUUGGAUCUCAAGAUACAAGAAAAAAAUUGGAAUGCCGAGCUAGAAUGA